AUGGUUGCUGCCUUGUUAAAGAUGAUCACUUUGUUCGCUCUGUCUUCCCUUCUGAUCCUUAACGGAGCCAUCGGCGAUCUGAUAUGCGAGGAGUUGCCAGUAGAGCUGUGCGCCUACUCGAUCUCGGACACAGGGAAAAGAUGCGUGCUGGAGAACUACUUGGCCAGGAAGGGGAUGAGGCAUGCAUCAACGACUGCGGCCUUGACAGAAACUGUUUCAGCUAUUGCCUCCUCUUCUGAUUACCUCCUCUCCCCCAACUUCGUUGCCAAGCUCUGCUCCCAGCCCUGUUUCAGCUAUUGCCCCAACAUCCUCGAUCUCUACUCCAACUUGGCUCAAGCUGAAGGAAUGAACUUGCAUGAUAUCUGCAUCAGGGGAAAUGCUGUUUCUCGUAGCGCAUUGUACAUUCUGCCCAAGAGUUCAGGCGGUGUUGAUGGUGGUGCUGCAGGAACUGCUGGGGAAGGAAAUGGAGCAAUUGGAGCCCCAGUCGGUUCUCCUCUGUCUUCCCCUGCUUUUCCUUUUGCGGAUGAUGGUUCUACUACUGCAUUUGCUUCUUCGCCUGACAACUUUUGA
Linum trigynum is the source of this 570-nucleotide messenger RNA. The record is from the annotation of a GenBank genome assembly. Lineage: Eukaryota; Viridiplantae; Streptophyta; Magnoliopsida; Malpighiales; Linaceae.